CGCCGAGGAGGAGCUCGAUCGAUUGUCGGCGACGUCGUAUCGUACAUUCGUACGUGUCGAUCAGCCUGAUCCGUAUCGGCGGCGAAAGCUUCUUCUUCUCUCUCUCUCUCUCUCUCUCUCUGUUCUGUUCUCCAUUUUGUCAGGAUGAAACCAAAUGAACGGGCGAAUGGGGCCAGGGAUUUCUAUCUCGUUCUUGACUCGUGGGAGCAAGCAAGGCGUGGGUCAACGAACGAAGCCUCUCUUCGGUUCCUUGGGUUGGGUUCACACAUGAGUUUUUGUUUCUUGGAAUAUUGGAUGAUGAUGAUAUCACUGAAAGAGACAUGAAUGGUUUUGUGCAGAAUCUCUCUAAUGACCAUGAUGACUGAUGAGUACAUGCCGCACUAAAUCCACUACCUUUUCCUUUUGUGUGUCUAGUUAACUGGACCAGUUCAACAGUAGUACCUUUUUAAUCCAUGUCUCUCUGCUCCCUGAUUGGAUGGAGGGAAACAAUCCAACGAAAAAAAAGAAGAGAAAAUGUUCAGAAAAUCGUGGAGCCUGCAAUGAACUGAGAGCUCUCUCUCUCUCUCUCUCUCUCUCUCUCUCUCUCUCCGUGUUUCUCUUUCUUGCUUGGUAUUGCUUGGAGGCAAAAGAUCCGAGGGUCACUGUCAUCGGUCCAAUUAUUUCUACGCCGACGAGUGCAUCCCUUGUCCAUUUCUUCGUCUCUCCUCCUCUUCCUUUCCCCAUAAAGCUCCAACGCCAUUGGUGAAGAGAAUCUCAACAAGGAGAUAGACUGACGCCGCAAACUCGCGUUCGCGAUCGCGGCGCCCAGUCAAACUGAUGCAGAGCAAGUUGGACUUUUCAGUCAGUGGCCUGGCAGUGGCAGGGCUUGUAGUCAGUCGAUGAUAUAAAACAGCCAUGGAACAUGUUCUCGCAUGUGCGUCUUCUCUGCUCAGUUGCCACAAGGUGCUCCAAGAAGAAGAAGGAGGGCCUCUACUACUACUGUCGUCCAUCAGAGCCAGGCUCAGCAUGUACGUGAUCGAGGACAAGGGCGGCGCCAUCGCGCUGAUGCUGGCGUCGCUGCUGUUCCUGGGCACCUGGCCGGCGGUGCUCACGCUGCUGGAGCGCCGGGGCCGGCUGCCGCAGCACACGUACCUGGACUACUCCCUCACCAACCUCCUCGCCGCCGUGCUCAUCGCGCUCACCUUCGGACAGCUCGGGGACAGCAAGCGCGGCAUGCCCAACUUCUUCACGCAGCUGAGCCAGGACAACUGGCCGUCGGUGCUCUUCGCCAUGGCCGGAGGCGUCGUGCUCAGCGUCGGGAACCUCUCCACGCAGUAUGCCUGGGCGUAUGUGGGCCUCUCCGUCACUGAGGUCAUCAGCUCCAGCAUGGUCGUGGUCAUUGGCACGACACUGAACUACUUCCUGGACAACCGCAUCAACAGGGCAGAGAUUCUGUUCCCUGGUGUGGCAUGCUUCCUUGUCGCUGUCAUCCUUGGCUCUGCUGUCCAUGCCUCCAAUGCAGCUGACAAUGAGAAGAAACUCAGUGGCUCCACAAAUGCCAACAAACUUGGGACAAGUGGAACUGUGGAACCAAGCAAACAAGUCCUAGACAAAGAUGCUCCCAAGGAUUUGGAGAAUGGAGCCUCUGGAGCCAAGCAAGUUGACAGAGCUGAGGCAGGCACUGCAGAAUACCUCAUUGAACUCGAAGAACGGCGAUCAAUCAAGGUCUUCGGUUCAAACACCUUCAUCGGUCUGGGGAUCGUCUUCUUCGCGGGGGUGUGCUUCUCGCUCUUCUCGCCGGCGUUCAACCUUGCCACCAACGACCAAUGGCACACCCUCAAGGACGGCGUGCCGCACCUGGUGGUGUACACGGCCUUCUUCUACUUCUCCAUCUCGUGCUUCGUCAUCGGCGUCGGCCUCAACAUCCUCUUCCUCUACCGCCCCAUGGCCGGCGUGCCCCGGUCCUCCUUCGGCGCCUACCUCAGGGACUGGAACGGCCGGCAGUGGGCGCUCCUCGCCGGCCUGCUCUGCGGCUUCGGCAACGGUUUCCAGUUCAUGGGCGGCCAAGCCGCAGGCUACGCCGCCGCCGACGCUGUCCAGGCGCUGCCGCUCGUCAGCACCUUCUGGGGCGUCCUGCUCUUCGGGGAGUACCGCAAGUCGUCCCGGAAGACAUACGUCCUGCUGGGUUUCAUGCUCUUCAUGUUCGUCGCCGCCGUCGCCGUGCUCAUGGCUUCGUCAGGUCACAGGAGCACCGAGUGAUCCUGAUCUGAUGCUGUCGUGCUCUUUGUUUCUCAUUCAAGUUUCCACUGCUGUUUGUUCGUCUUGUGUUUGCAAGAGCAAACGGCAGGCAAACCCCUCUCCUCUUGCAAUAGUCGAUCCACAGAACGAAAAUCCAGCAGCAAGGCCGGAAGCAGGGGAAGUCCAUUCCUUCCAGACAUUCACGAAAGUUUCUGUAGGAUGAAAUGGAGAUGUACAUAAAAACGUUUGUGGUGUGAUUGAUCAAGUCCAGUAUAUAGAACCAUAUAAAAGCUAUUUAUAUUCUUUUCAGAGACAAUUGGCUGAUAGGGUAGGAACACUGAAAUUGUUCCAGAAAAAAAAUUCUCAAGAUCGAGGUGAUUCUGUUCAAGAGAAAAA
This is a messenger RNA of Sorghum bicolor (sorghum), 2613 nucleotides long. Its product is annotated as ureide permease 1-like. The transcript has 6 exons. Gene Ontology annotation, biological process: nitrogen compound transport. The record is from RefSeq and is a predicted model, not a curated record. Gene Ontology annotation, cellular component: membrane. The coding region runs from base 895 to 2238 and encodes 447 amino acids. Gene Ontology annotation, molecular function: uracil:monoatomic cation symporter activity; allantoin:proton symporter activity. Lineage: Eukaryota; Viridiplantae; Streptophyta; Magnoliopsida; Poales; Poaceae.